AUGAUUUAUAAUACAAUUCAGUUUGUAAUUCUUCUUUUAGUAGAUCUUGAAUUCUUAAUUGAAUCUAAUGAUGAUAAAGAAAUUGAGUUGGAAAAACUUAUUAAACAAUGCCAAAAUUUAAAAAAUCCAGAAAAAUUCAAAUCAAUAACUAGUAUUUCUAUAUAUAAAUUUAUUAAAAUUGAUAACAAAUAUAUAAUAAAUAACAUUCCCAAAAUUGAAGAUAUUAUAAUAAAAAUGCAAGAAAAUAAUAAUGAGAAAGAAUCCAAAAAGCCAAUUAAAUUUGUUACAACUGUCCAAGCUAUUGCUAGAGUAAAUUCAAUCUUAGACUAUAUUAAACAGCCUAAUACAAAUAUUGAAAUUGAUAUUAAACUAUUUGCUAAACUCAAAUGA
Cetraspora pellucida is the source of this 390-nucleotide messenger RNA. The record is from the annotation of a GenBank genome assembly. NCBI's taxonomy places the organism in Eukaryota, Fungi, Glomeromycota, Glomeromycetes, Diversisporales, Gigasporaceae.